AGGCAAACGGAUUUCCAAAAUUAAGCAACAUGCAGACCGGUUACCUAUGGCAGAUCCUACUGGCGGUGGCCACGAUCUACAGUUGCCUGUCGCCCGUAGCGUGUGUCUAUGAGGAAACAAUUCAGAUAUUUCUAGAGGAGUUUCGUAUGCGAAUGUGCCAUCCGAUACCGAACUUGGGCCUGCCCGCAUUGGAUCCACUAGAGCUAGGUCCUGCAGAGACAGCUGUGAAUAACAAAUACCUUGUCGACUUUACUGGUUCGAUUCAGGACUUUAAGCUGACUGGUCUUUCAGAUUUCAUUGUAAAUACGCUAAAAAUAAAUGUUAUUCCUGGACUGACGAAGAGUACGAUUAAUGUCACCUUUCCACACACCUAUUUAAAAUCCCUAUAUACCGCCAAGGGUUCCUUGGCCUAUAUUCUGAAUUUGUCUGGCGACGGCAAUGCGGAGGUGGCAAUAAAAGACUUUUCGCUCGAAAUCUCAUGGAGAAUUAAAGCGUCGACGUCGACUUUAGCCAUCACAGGCUUACAAAUCGAAAUGCAUAUGGGAGAUUUGAAAAUUAACUUUGAAAAUCUGUUGGAAGAGAAGCGCAUUGAUGACUUCGUACAUGCCUUGGUCAAUGAAAUGGGCGUCGAACUGCUAGGCGAUAUAUGGGACUAUGAGCAGAACACGGUAGUCGACAAGGUCGAAACGCUGAUCAAUAGCAAAAUAUCGGAUCUUCUGAAAAUUAUUACUGGAGGCAAUGGUGAAGGCGGUGAAAGUUCUCCAAUUUUUGAGGGAGUCGAACCGGAUUGUAAGAUCGAUGCUCGUAAAUAAGGCUGAUAAAUUUUUUUAAUGUAUUUAGCAAUAAAAAAAAAGUAACCUUCAAGGAUUGUAUUAUCUA
This is a messenger RNA of Drosophila virilis, 879 nucleotides long. RefSeq lists its product as uncharacterized. NCBI's taxonomy places the organism in Eukaryota, Metazoa, Arthropoda, Insecta, Diptera, Drosophilidae. The record is from RefSeq and is a predicted model, not a curated record.